AUGGGGGUUUGGAGCCGUUUUAUGUCCAAAAAGCUUGUCUCAGGUUCAGUGAUCGGUGUGGUUGGUGGUGCAUCCGGUUAUUGGUUUCUUUCGAAAACCUCCCCAGAACGCCAGACAGUCGAAAAUUCAUUCACAACCAACUAUGAACCGUCUCCGUGUGCACGAUGGGAAUGGAACUGGGACCACCGGGAUCCGAAAAGUCUCGUAAAACCACUUAAAAAAGUUGAUGAUCCAGAAUCGCAAAACGAUUACAAUAAGGCGGUGGAAAUGAAGAAAGGUCGUGCCAUACGCCAUCUGAUUUUGGUACGUCAUGGCCAGUACAAUCUCGACGGAAUGACCGACAGUCAGCGAACGUUAACCGAGCUGGGACGUAAACAGGCCGCCUUGAGUGGAGAGCGACUGAAGCAUCUCGCUCUACCGUACGAUGAAAUCGUUCGUUCGACGAUGACCCGCGCACAAGAGACAGCGGAGAUAAUAGGCAAAUCAUUGAUGCAUCUAAAGCUGGUUAACUGUCCACUGCUAGAGGAAGGAUCGCCCAUUCCUCCGGAACCACCGGUUGGUCACUGGCGUCCUGAAGCAUCGCAGUUUUUCCAGGAUGGUGCUCGUAUCGAGAGUGCAUUCCGGAAAUAUUUCUACCGUGCCGAUCCGUCCCAGAAGUCGGACUCGUACACCAUCAUCGUAUGUCACGCAAACGUGAUACGUUAUUUCGUGUGUCGUGCUUUACAGUAUCCCGCCGAAGGAUGGCUACGCAUUUCGCUCGGGCACGCAUCGCUAACCUGGGUAUCCAUAUACCCGGAUGGACGGGUGUCACUACGCACGCUAGGCGACUGUGGUCACAUGCCGAAGGAUUGUCUUACACGAUAG
Anopheles marshallii is the source of this 864-nucleotide messenger RNA. RefSeq names its product serine/threonine-protein phosphatase Pgam5, mitochondrial (gene Pgam5). Bases 1 to 864 code for a protein of 287 amino acids. Gene Ontology annotation, biological process: positive regulation of mitochondrial fission. The record is from RefSeq and is a predicted model, not a curated record. The transcript is spliced from 3 exons. Gene Ontology annotation, cellular component: mitochondrion. NCBI's taxonomy places the organism in Eukaryota, Metazoa, Arthropoda, Insecta, Diptera, Culicidae.